Messenger RNA from Fulvia fulva, 849 nucleotides. RefSeq lists its product as uncharacterized. The transcript has 3 exons. The coding region runs from base 1 to 849 and encodes 282 amino acids. The record is from RefSeq and is a predicted model, not a curated record. NCBI's taxonomy places the organism in Eukaryota, Fungi, Ascomycota, Dothideomycetes, Mycosphaerellales, Mycosphaerellaceae. Gene Ontology annotation, molecular function: ATP-dependent protein folding chaperone; ATP binding.
AUGUCUGCACCGCCGGCAUAUGAAGAUCUGUCCGAUGUAUGGGAUAGCAUGCCAAAUAUCCUCCCAGCACCAUCUCGACACAGACUGAUCGUAGGCGUCGAUUACGGCACCACGUAUUCUGGCAUUAGUUUCGUCACUACGGACAAGGAGACAGUCGAUGACAUCCAUGUCAUCACUGCUUGGCCUGGUCAGGACACGUCGAGCGCAUGGAAGGUUCCUACGCGCAUGGCCUAUGCCGUCGAAAAUCAAGACCAGGAUGAGCUCAAAGAAGAUCAAUGGGGCUAUUCAGUCCGACCUUACAUGACCUCUUGCUCAUGGACAAAGCUUCUGUUGGACAAGCUCACUGAAUCCGGGCAGCAUGACGAUCCCAGCCUGCGUAGCGCGAUCGAUGAGGGCAUAUUGCGUCUGCCGAGCGGCCUCGUCAAUAAGAACGCAGCGCAGGUAUGCGAGGACUUUCUGCGCAACCUGUAUCAGCACAUGAUGCGUGAGGUCUCCAAACGGAUCGGAGAGAACUUCCUGAAGUCGACUCCUAUGGAUUGCUGGCUCACCGUUCCGGCUGUCUGGUCCGAUAAAGCCCAAGACUUGACCAGAUCAGCAGCAAAGGCGGCAGGGUUUGGCUCGAGGUCAGGCGAUAACAUUUAUAUAAUCACUGAGCCUGAGGCUGCGGCCAUCGCGACGUUGAAGAAGCAUAUGCAGCCAGAGUCUGUCGGUGCACCAGCACCCGGAGACAACAUCCUGAUUUGUGACUGCGGUGGAGGGACAGUGGAUAUAACGACGUAUUCGAUUGUCGAAACGUCCCCUGCUCUGAUAUUCGAAGAGCUCUGCGUAGGAUCAGGUACUUCAGGUUGA